ACUUAUAAAAAAAAAAAAAAAGAAAAAAAAAGAAGAAAGAACAAGAUUGCUUUGAAUCUCUCUGUUCGUUUGAGAUUUAUUGGCGUGCACAACUGAGUCACAGGAAACAAACACAAUCACGAAGGCUUAGAGAUAAAAAUGGAUCUCUACGCGCAAGACCUCUCUCUCUUCGACUACAACCUCAGCUUCUCCGAUCCAAUCCUCCAACCCUUCUCUCAUCGCCGGACUUCUUCCUCUUCCAAUUCCACGACUACCCUUUGUGACGAUGAUUUUGUUGAUAGCAACAAGAGCAAUUCUGGUAGCAAGAGCGUUGACAGGCGCGUGAUGGCCAAUCGCAGCCCUCCAAAGCACCGCCAUGACGGCAAGUCGCCGCUCCCUCUGGGCAUGGACUGGAGCCCCCCUCCUCGCAAAUGGGAUGGACGUGACACUGUUUGGCCACAUGAUUUUCAUUCUGGUUGGAAUUACUGCGUCACAAUUCCUUCCUGGCUUUUCCUUUCCAAAUCAAGAGGUUCAGAUCCUGUGGUGUUUUACAGGGUUCAAGUUGGUAUACAAUCUCCAGAAGGGAUUACUACUACUCGAGCAAUAUUACGAAGAUUUAAUGAUUUUUUGAAGCUUUUUUCUGAAGUCAAAAAGGCAUUUCCUAUGAAAAAUCUGCCUCCAGCUCCUCCAAAGAGGAUUUUGAAAAUGAAAAGCCGGACACUUUUGGAAGAGCGGAAGUGUUCUUUGGAGGAUUGGAUGGAAAAAUUAUUGUCAGACAUUGAUUUAUCAAGAAGUGCUCCAGUGGCAACCUUUCUUGAGCUAGAAGCUGCUGCGAGGUCUUCGUUCAAUGAUGAGAAUCAGGGAAUUCCAGAUGCUUAUUCUUCAACUAGUGGUGUGGUUCCAUCAUCUUUGUUCCAUGCCAACUCAGAUGUUUCUGUGCUUGUUGCCAGUUCAUCCAUUGCAUCAGAUCAUGGUAAUGAUACUCCUUAUGAGAUAUCUGAGGUCGGAACACCAAGGCACUGGAAUGAUGGUUCUGCUGAUCUUGGCAUGGAGAAGUCAAUAUCCGCACAAGAUCUAUUUGAUCCAAUUGGAACAACUGACAAGUAUGGCAUGUUUAACAGAAAGUUUAUUCGGGGGAGCCUACAAAGAUUUUCCAGGCGUAGAAUGCAUACAGGAAGUGAGGGCUACAGUACAGGCAGGGAUGAAAUAAUCGAGAAUACUUCUGAUUCUAAACUUCUCCGCAUGGAUGGAACAGAGUUUUUUCCUGAGCUAGGGGACUGCAAGCUGGCUGGCCACGUUCGUAGACUCUCAACUGAGAGUGUUGGAAGUGACUUGAGCUCUGUAAGAGCCAGUGAAAUAUCGAAUAUUGGGGCAGUCAAUUUAAGUGGUGAUUACCAUGACCAUUCUGAAGGUCCUGAAGCUCCAAGAAACAUGGAUUCUUUUGGAAACCCAGAUUUACAGCUUCCAAGGGAUUUACUGGUUGCUCUUCCCUAUGAUGAACGACAUAAAUUGAAUAGGGUACUUGUUACCAUGCAGCGGAGACUGGCCACAGCAAAAACAGACUUGGAGGAUCUUAUAGCAAGAUUGAAUCAAGAAGUUGCCGUGAGACAAUUCCUCACAACAAAGGUCAAAGAUUUGGAAGGGGAGCUUGAAACUACCAGACAGAAUUGUAAAGAUAACAUGGAACAGGCUGUUUUAACUGAAAGGGAAAGAUUUACUCAAAUGCAGUGGGAUAUGGAGGAGCUUCGCAGUAAGUGCUUGGAGUUGGAACUAAACUUGAAGUCUGAACAGGAUGAAAAGGUGCGUGCAGAGUCAACAAAAAUAGCAAUGAUUCAGGAGAAAAAAAUGUUGCUGCAGGAGUUGGAUUUUGCUAGAGAACAGCUUGAGAACUUGCAGAGACAUCAUGAAGAGUUUGAGGUGAAAUCAAAGGCAGAUGUAAAGCUGCUGGUUAAGGAGGUCAAAUCUCUUCGAAGUUCUCAGUUAGACUUGAAGCAGGAGCUCAGCCAAUUAAUGAAAGAAAAACUAGAAGUAGAGAGGAUUCUUCAAAAGGAAAAGCAAAAAAUGGAGCAAGCAAAUACUGCUAAUGCAAAGUUACUGCAUGAAUGUGGAAUUCUUCGUGAUAGGCUUCAAGAAUGUAGUGUUAAUUUUCUCGUUGAAGAGGAAGAUAAAUUAACUGUGGACACUUCAUCACCAUCUGAUGCAAUAGAUUUGUUGACAACAUCUGACAAUAGAAUUGGUCUCCUACUCGCUGAGGCACAGCUCCUUGCACAGGAUGUAGAAAAUGCUGUUGUGGCAGUGGACGAAACUCGCAGUAUAAAUGGCAGUAGUGAUAAAAGGACAAAUGAUGAUGAGUUGAGGAAGAUGGUGACAGAUAUAUUCGUUGACAAUGCUACAUUAAGGAUGCAGGUGAACUCAGUUAUCCGUUGUGCUCUAAACACAAGUGUUAAGUCCGAGAAAGAUGAUGAGGACGAGGAAGUUCCUUUGAGAAAGAAUGUUCUAAUCAAGUUCUUAGAAAGAUGACGUGGUUGAUCGUGUAGAUUAAUGUUUUGUGUGGCAAAUUCUAUUACAUUCUCCAAGUAAAUGCAAUAGAAACCCAUUGAGUUUUGUAACAUAUGAGGUCUGUGCCUGAAUAACAUUGUUGUAUCAUUUUGUUUUCUGAAAUAAAAGAGCCUAUUUACACGCAAA
This is a messenger RNA of Alnus glutinosa, 2664 nucleotides long. Its product is annotated as PX domain-containing protein EREX. Bases 139 to 2499 code for a protein of 786 amino acids. Lineage: Eukaryota; Viridiplantae; Streptophyta; Magnoliopsida; Fagales; Betulaceae. The record is from RefSeq and is a predicted model, not a curated record. Gene Ontology annotation, biological process: protein transport. Gene Ontology annotation, molecular function: phosphatidylinositol binding. The transcript has 10 exons.